AUGGUGGAAAUGCAAAGAAAUGUGAUGGUACUUAUAAUCCAUAAGUUCCCAAUUUUCCUCAUACGGUCUCCUUUCAUGCCUUUACAUCCAUAUAUAAUUCACAGAGAAUUACUGCAAUUUCUUUCAUAUGCUUUCAGGAUUCCAUAUGUCACAAUACAAAUAAUAUAUAUAUAUAUAUCCUCCUACAUAAUUUGGACAGAAUAUUGCUUAACAUAUAAAUUAUCACAAACCUACGAUAUUACACUCUUCCUAAGAAUAAUAGAAUCAAAUUAUUUCUAUUUUGCAUCAUUACAUGAAGCUUCGGAAAAGGAAAAAAAAAAAAGAAUAAAACAAAAGGUAAUGUAA
Trypanosoma brucei brucei TREU927 is the source of this 345-nucleotide messenger RNA. RefSeq lists its product as hypothetical. Lineage: Eukaryota; Euglenozoa; Kinetoplastea; Trypanosomatida; Trypanosomatidae. The transcript has a single exon. The coding region runs from base 1 to 345 and encodes 114 amino acids. The record is from RefSeq and is a predicted model, not a curated record.